ACCACGUUCCCAUCCGCAAGAAAGGUUAUUGUGUUUGGUAUGAUCAUUGUCCUUAUCCCCGACCCUAUCCGCACUAUCUAGCACCAGGCCUGAAUUGCCUCUAUAACGGACCAGCGAAAACAAUGAAUGACACCAAAGGUAUUCAGCUACUCCAAGAACUUUGUCCACAGUAUGCKGCAGAUAGGAAGACAUGUUGUUCCACAAAUCUUCUCGUUGCUCUGAAGGAUAAGUUUGGCUAUUUUUCAAAAGAAUGCCCCGCCUGUCAUCAGAAUAUGAUGAACAUGUUGUGUAAAUUAACAUGCAGUCCUGAUCAGUCCCUCUUCAUGGAUCCAGUGAGGGUGAUACCUUAUAAGUCAGAUAUUACAAUCGCCAUGUUGAAAGCCUACGUCUCACCCAUGUUUAAGCAGAUGCUACUUGACUCAUGCAAGGAUGUUCUCGGUUUUUAUUCAAGGCGGAGCAGCAUAAUACGACGUUUGUGCUAUGUGGAUGUUCCAAUGUGCACUCCGAAGAAACUGUUCGAUCACAUGUUCUCUGCCCGGACUGAAAUCUACUCUAAAGCCGCGCUACUUUUGCCGGAUAUUCUCCCGAAGAAAAUGAAAUGGAUGGACGUCAAGGCAUACAGAUGCAACGAAAGUUUCAUUACUCCUUGGAACAACCAAACAAAGCCGAGUUGCAGUUGUAAAAGUUGUAUGCGUGGAUGCCCGAAACCAACUCCUGGACCAAAAUACGCUGGAAGCAAUUCUCUCGUCCAUAAGAAAGGCCAUUGCAUUUGGUAUGACAAAUGCCAAKAUAAUAAAUAUCUUGACUAUGAAUACUGCCUUUAUAAUGGACCAGCAAAGACUUUGAAUGACACCAAAGGUAUUAGGCUACUUAAGAAGAUGUGCCCACAGUAUGCUGGCAAUAGAAAGACCUGUUGCUCUGCUAAGAUGCUUAACGAUAUGCAAUUCGAAGUCUAUUUUACUGUGGACAAGUUGGCAAGUGACUGCCCCGCCUGCUAUCAGAAUUUGAUGACACUGUACUGUGAGAUGAUCUGCAGUCCUGACCAGUCUCUCUAUGUGAGUCCGCAAACGGUCAAGCAUCAUAAUUCUAAAAGACAAAUCACUCAACUGAACUAUUACGUGUCUUCUUCAUUCAAGAAAGCUCUUUAUGACUCGUGUAAAGAUGUCGUUGUUCCCUACAGCGAUAAUUCUAACAUGGCCAUGGAAACAAGGUUUCUAUGCGCACGUAAGGCUUCAGAAUGCACCCCCCAGAAACUGGUUGAGAACAUAGGUAGAAAGGAAAGUGGCAAUUUUCCUAUCAGUACACUUUUUCCUGAGUCUCUUCCCCAGAACAUGAYSUGGAUGGAUAAGACGGCCUACAAGUGCAACAAGGAUUUUACAACACCAUGGAAUAAACGACGUCGUASUUGCUAUUGCGAUGACUGCGCUAGUGCAUGCCCUAAACCUAAUAGAUCUCCUCCACGAAAUGUGCAURGCCAGAUAUACAAGUUGAGUUUGAAGAUACAGAAACUACUCUCCAAUGUCGUCAAAAAAGCUACAAAGCCUUUCUUUUGAGCAAACUGGUAGUUUGUCUGCUUGAGGGGAAGAGGAAAUGUGGAUGGAAUAUGAAAACGAUUUUUGCAAAUGAAUUUAUAUGUGUAGAUGAGUAUUUGUAUUUGAUUAACUUCAAGCUAAGAAUUGUCAGUUUUGAUUUGAAAUGCGUUAUUUAGACUUAGAUAUUGAUUAUUGUUAAUAUCAUAUGUGGUAUUGUGUACUAUAMAGUUUUUCAUAGUUAAUAAGUUAUAGUGAAGAUUCUUAUAGAUCUGCUUGGAAACCAUGACAAAGCAUUGAAAAAAGAGACAAGCUACAACAUUUUGAUUUUGACUGUUUGUAAAAGAAACUUGGGUAUACAUGAAAUAAAUAUGUUGUGAUUUCAUAA
This is a messenger RNA of Exaiptasia diaphana, 1917 nucleotides long. RefSeq lists its product as uncharacterized. The coding region runs from base 123 to 1553 and encodes 476 amino acids. NCBI's taxonomy places the organism in Eukaryota, Metazoa, Cnidaria, Anthozoa, Actiniaria, Aiptasiidae. The transcript is spliced from 2 exons. The record is from RefSeq and is a predicted model, not a curated record.